CGCAGUACUGGAACAUUAAAAUAAGAAUCAUUCUCGUUGUAUAUAAAAGGAUUGUUUUCAAAAAUAAUCAUCGUCAGUUUACCGAGGAUCGUCAUAGCGAUGGCUUCUAUACGAGAGGUAUUAAUAUUUUCGAUGAUCGUUGCUACGGUCAUUGGACUGCCAUCGAAAAGUCAUCGAGGAUCUCACGGACAUCCAAUACCACCGGAACCGAGAAAUCAAGGAAACUUCGAGGUUGGAUACAAUCACGAAGAAAUCGCAAGACGAAUCAAUUCAUGGAAACCGGAAGAUCCGGAAAAUAUUUGGGAACUGAGUGGUCUUUACCAAGGUGACAUAAUGCUUUCUCCAAAUAAUAAAAUAAGCGGUAGAAAUGGUAUUUUGGAUACUGCGACACGUUGGCCCAACGGCAUAAUCCCAUAUUAUAUCGAGGAGGAAGAUUUCGAUCGUUCGGAUAUCAAGGUGAUAAAAAGUGGCAUAAAGGAGUAUCAUAACAAGACCUGCUUACGUUUCCGUCCGUACAAAGAAUCCGAUACCGAUUACGUACGAAUACAGGGUAAUAGAUCCGGAUGUUGGUCCAUGGUAGGCCGUCAUGGAAAGGGACAGGUAUUAAACUUGCAAGUUGGCGGAUGCGUACGGCACGGUGUCGUCGUUCACGAGCUGAUGCAUGCACUGGGAUUUUAUCACCAACAGAGUGCCGCUAACCGUGACGAAUGGGUCGUAAUACACUGGGACAACAUAAAACCGGGAAAAGAACACAAUUUCAAGAAAUAUGAUCAAGAUACCGUCACGGACUUUGGUUACCCUUAUGAUUAUUCCAGCGUGAUGCAUUAUAGUGCGCAUGCCUUCUCCGCGAACGGCCAAGAAACUAUUACACCUAAGGUCGAAGAUGCAAAAAUCGGACAGCGUAACGGGCUCAGUAAAAUCGACGUGUCGAAAUUACAGGCUAUGUACAGAGACGAAUGUGACAACCGUGAGACAGAGGAAAAUAUUACUAGCGAAUCAGAGGAAGAUCAUUCUUUUAUCUGGACAUUGGAUUAAAAGAAAUAUAUUUAAUCUUAACAGUUUCUAAAUAAAAUAUGAGCUAUUU
This is a messenger RNA of Vespa crabro (European hornet), 1084 nucleotides long. RefSeq names its product seminal metalloprotease 1-like. NCBI's taxonomy places the organism in Eukaryota, Metazoa, Arthropoda, Insecta, Hymenoptera, Vespidae. Gene Ontology annotation, biological process: proteolysis. The transcript is spliced from 5 exons. Gene Ontology annotation, molecular function: zinc ion binding; metalloendopeptidase activity. The coding region runs from base 100 to 1035 and encodes 311 amino acids. The record is from RefSeq and is a predicted model, not a curated record.